Molecule: messenger RNA, 438 nt
Organism: Aspergillus chevalieri
Lineage: Eukaryota; Fungi; Ascomycota; Eurotiomycetes; Eurotiales; Aspergillaceae
Gene: APS2
Product: AP-2 complex subunit sigma
Exons: 5
Coding region: 1-438 (145 amino acids)
Biological process (GO): clathrin-dependent endocytosis; protein transport
Cellular component (GO): intracellular membrane-bounded organelle; AP-2 adaptor complex
Molecular function (GO): clathrin-cargo adaptor activity
Source: RefSeq, a predicted model, not a curated record
AUGGUUCUCUCUUUCAUCUUAGUGCAGAAUCGCCAGGGCAAGACGCGCCUGGCGAAAUGGUAUGCGCCGUACAGUGAUGAGGAGAAAGUGAAGCUUAAGGGCGAAGUCCACCGUCUUGUCGCGCCGAGAGAUCAGAAAUACCAGUCGAAUUUCGUCGAGUUCAAACGGAGUACCAAAGUGGUGUACCGACGAUAUGCCGGGUUGUUCUUCUGUGUGUGUGUCGAUGCCAACGACAACGAGUUAGCGUAUCUCGAGGCGAUACAUUUCUUCGUGGAGGUUCUGGACCAGUUCUUUGGGAACGUGUGUGAGCUGGAUCUUGUCUUCAACUUCUAUAAGGUUUAUGCGAUUCUGGACGAGGUCUUCCUUGCGGGUGAAAUCGAAGAGACCAGCAAACAAGUCGUCCUGACAAGGCUGGAACAUCUGGAUAAAUUGGAGUAA